UUCGGCGUAUAUUUUCAACAUUUGUUAUCUAAUCGAGUUCACUCGAGUACUGAAUCUGAUCAUUCGUGUUCAAUCAGUUUUACUUUUGACCUGAACCAAUACAGAUCUUCGUCCCUCGUGAUCACGUAGUCUCAUUUGUGCGCUCAAUAUGGAAGACGCGAGUUCAAAUCCGUUUGAAAAUGAUAGCUUUCUGCCAGAAGAUGUGCAAGAAAAGCUAUCGAGCAUACUUGAAAAAUACCAACAGUUAAGCGACGAAGAGAAAAAAGAAUUUCAAAAAGGCGCAUUUAACGUAUUGUUAAAAAAUUUGAACAAGUUACCUAGCAGUACACUUUUACCCAUGUGGCUCGCGCCAUAUCAACCUUAUAUUCUGUUCACUAUCGCGGUAUUGUUCGUGGUUUUGCUGUUCGUGUUUUCAGCUCUUGUACUGUAUCGACACAGAUUUGAGCGAAAACGACGACAAGAAGAAAAGAAAAAACGCAAAGAGAUCAAAGCAGAGAUGAAGAAGAAGAAAAAGACAUAAAAUAUACACAUCAAUCCGUUGUACAAAAAAAAUAUUUGACAAACUGCAAAUUCCAACAAUCGACAAUUUAUAACAUGUGUAAUAUUCUACAAUCUUAAAUAUUAAUUAAUAUUAAUAUAAAACAUUAAUAUUAAAAAUACUCGAGAGAAGAGAGAGA
Messenger RNA from Pseudomyrmex gracilis, 677 nucleotides. RefSeq lists its product as uncharacterized. NCBI's taxonomy places the organism in Eukaryota, Metazoa, Arthropoda, Insecta, Hymenoptera, Formicidae. The coding region runs from base 149 to 520 and encodes 123 amino acids. The transcript has 2 exons. The record is from RefSeq and is a predicted model, not a curated record.